AGCGGCCGCUCGGAAGCCGGGGAACGGGGCGCGACCGAGAGGCUGCGAGCGGCCCCCGGGGAAGGGAAGCAAGCACCGGGACGCCGCUGCCUGGUCCCCCGCUUCGUUCCCGCCUCGGUCACCUCCGUGGAGGCAGCAGGAUGGAAAAGAGACCGGUCUGAAAAACGCUUCCUUCGUGGACUUUGCUGUUGCCUGCUAGAAUGUUCCUUAUGAAUGCUUCUCCCUUGGUAGCUCUUCAAACACAAUGGGAGUCCUUUGGGCCAGCAAGGAAUUGUAGAUACCCCGUUUGCUUCUCUGAAUCCGAAGGGAACGUCACAAGAACCUCUGUAAGCGCAAAAGUUCAGAUGAUCAUAAACAGCCUGCAAAGUCAAGAGUCUCCCCUGGGUAUGAACAAUGAGUAUGGUUGUGUUAUGCAGAAGAAACAAAAGGGAGAAAAGGGCGCCGGUAAUAGGGUCACAUCCAGCAGCACGUUGCUGCGGAAGCAUCCUAAAUAUACCGAGCGUGGUUGUCCUGCUGGUUCAGUCGACACUGAAGUGGAAGUGAACGUGGGAUUUGAGACUCUCUUGCUUGACUCUGAUAGUGACGAUUCUGUUGACCGAGGUAUAGAGGAAGCCAUUCAAGAGUACUUGAAAGCAAAAAGCAAAAGUGACCAGUCAUUACAGAGGAAUGCAGAGUGUUCUGAAAAUAUAAGCAGAGACAAAAGAUUUAAGAGACAGUUCUCCCAGAACAAAAUGUCUAGCGACCUGCUACCUGUGAAAUUUAAAGCAGAGAUGCUCUCUGAAGAGUACCUGUCUGACCAGCUGGGACUUGGUAAAAGGCUACAGCCCGCUUCCCCUCAAAGCAUCAGCAGCGAUGAUUCCUUUGAACAAAGCAUACAAGCUGAAAUAGUGCAGUUCUUGAAUGAGAAAAAGCAGCAAGAAAUUAGCAAGUGUGUACUCGGGGAGGAUAAAAAAGAUUCCCAGGUGAGAUCUGUCCUAAAAAGCAACAAACAAACAACUAACAAAACAAACUGUGGUGCUAUGAAGCAAGAUUGUAACGCGCUCCUCUUGAGACACCAUCCCAAGCUACGGAAAACCAGCACGCAGUCCAAGUGUCUGAAGGCUAAAAUCCAGGAAGAGCCCGGUGAUUUCAACCAAGUGAACCGCGCUUAUCUAGAAAUGGCCACUGCCAGCCAGCCCUGGUUAAUGCAGCAAAAUAAAGCAAGUGGAGCUAAUUACUGGGAAACGAGGGGAGCACUUCUGAAUGAGAGCCUGCACGCCUCCGACUCAAGUAGCGAUGAUGGCAUUGAAGAAGCCAUUCAGCUUUAUCAGCUAGAGAAGAUCAGGAAGGAGGGAGGUCACCCAACAGGCUCAGUCCUUUUGCAAAGGGAACAAUUUGACGCCAAGGGGAUAGCCAACAUUUCUGCAAGCCUGACAAUUAGCUCAACAAAAAGUGCCUCACCAGAACAUAAAAACCCUAUCAGCAACAAAAGAAAAGAGAUUAAUUCAAAGUCGACAGAGUUAGAAAGCACCAGCAAUGAAUUUAACAAGCUGUUUAAACCACUGAAAAAAGCCAGACACUUUGUAGCUCCAGAGAACAAGAUUGCUGCUUGUGAGCUCACACUGCAGGCCUCUUGCAGGGCAGACACAUCUGCAGAACUCAUGUGUGCAGAAGCUAUCCUCGAUAUUUCCAAAACAAUCAUGCCAUCCCAAAUGGGAAGUGACAACAGAUCCCUCGCUACGGACUCCUUCUUUUCUCCCCAGCUUCUCUCAUCCUCCCCUUGUGAAAGUGACAACAGCCUCGUGGACAGUGAUGAUAGCAUAGAGCAAGAAAUCAGAGCUUUUUUGGCUCUGAAAGCUCAGUCGGAAAGCCUCGUAACAAAGCCUCCCAGCCUGUCACGCUCGAUCCAGAUGCCUUUGCCAUCUGAUCAGAACAGCCUCACUGGUACUCUUGAGCCUUCUCUUCCCAAAACACUGAAGCUAUCACUGAGUCGUAAAAGGAGACUUAAAAGGGAAGGCAGAGUAGUGAAACAAGAUGCAUCAAAAGCACCUGAACAGCUGGGGACGGGAUUUUUCCAGCCGGAUACCUAUUCAAAAUCUCCUCUGCUCCUCGAGGGGUGUGCCCUGAGCUGCCCUGAAGAACUCUGUGAUGCUCGGAGGCUCGACAGCAACGAGACUACCCAGCAGCAGCUGAUGUCUUCUGAGUUGUGCGGAUCCGCUGACAAAUGCGUGGCCUUGGAUUCUGUAAAUCCUUUUUUGCAGGUUCAGAGUGGUGCGAGAAAGCUUAUGAAAAAUACCAUCCACACUCAAGACAGAGACGGUUCGGCUGAUGAGAGCAGUUCUCUGGAUAGUGAUGAGGACCUUGAUAGUGCUAUCAAGGACCUUUUACGGUCUAAAAGAAAAUUAAAGAAGAAGUCUAAGGAGCAGAAAUCUCAGUGCAAGAAGAGAGUUAGGUUUACCGAGACAGAUGCUCAGCUGCUGGAUGAAUUUAGCAGCCUCCAACAAAAUGAGUGGAAAUGUAAAAAUCCUGUGCUACUGAAAAGUUGCCUCUCAAAAUCUAGAAAAGCUGUGAAAGAGAAUGCAAUCAGAAAUCCUCCAGACAACGUAAAUGUCAGACUUUCAAAUGAAAGGCCAGAAACCAUUAAGAACUUAGAGUUUGAUUUACAGCUUAAAAAAGGAUAUAAACCCGAACCAAUUUCAAACCAGAAUAACCUGCGGGUAGCUAAGAAUAAAAAAUGUACUUUCACAGCUGUAUCAGAUGCUGAUGAUAGCAGUUCAGUGGAUAGCGACGACAGCAUUGAACAGGAAAUUAGGAAAUUUUUGGCAGAAAAGGCUAAGGACUCUGCGAGCAAUUCAGAGACGCAAAAAGAUGAUGCAACUCUAGACCUAUUGAGGGUGACCAAACAAACUGCUAAUAAAGGAAAGGCAAAGCAACAGCCAGGUGAAAAUGAGGUUGGCCUCUUGCUGGGUCAGAGUAAAAAGACUAAAGUGUCCCAGCAAAACAACGAGUUGAAGAACUCUCAGAGAAUGGAAGGGAAAAGUGCAAUGUUACUUGACAGUGAGAAAGCUGCUCCCUCGGCAGAGAAUGUUUAUCUUCAUACUACUGGUCAGUCAAAAGCUAAACAAGGAACAGGGGGGGUUAAAGGUGGUGCUGCUGGUGAGUUACCUGGAAAUGCAACAGGUAAAAAGGACGUCCCUAAUAAGGAAGCUGUGCAGAAAACACUUGCAGCUAAAAACGGCAAAAAUGAAGGUUGUAAAGUACGCAAAGUAGCUAAUGCAAAAUCUCGAUCUAAAAGAAAGAACACCUUUCACUUAAAAAUUUCAAGUAAAUUUAUCGCGGGUCUCAAGUACGCUCGGGAAAGGAAGAAAUCCAUGCUUUUGAUGAAAAAGCAAAAAGCAGAGCAGGUGCUCAGCCAGAGCAGCGCAUUAGGAAUGGAGGUAGAUUCCCAGGAUACAGACGUACUUAGGCAGGGAAGAGAAGCCUCCCAGCCAAAAGGUGAAUUUAGCAGGGAGAAUGAGACAGCAAUAAAAGAACCCAGUUCUUCUCAGAAGCUCACUGUGGAAGCAUCAGGUUCCCAUGUAGCAGAAAGCUGUGAAAGACGGGAGGCUGCUCCUUUGUGUAUCACAGAGGGCUGCCAAAGGGCUGCCACUGCAGGAGACCACUCAAAUUCACAUUCGAAUCUCCCCUCAGCAGGACAGAGCGUGGCAGCAGUAACAGUAGAUAAGGCUUGCAGAGGAACAUCCAAAGCUGAGAACGUAGAGAUACGUACGAAGGAAGGAGGUAUCCUCAAAGACAGCUGGGCAGAUUCGAGUUUAGAUCCCCCUCUCCCACAACACGGUAUGGCAGCAGUAAAAGCUGAUAAAAUUAGUGGAGGGACGUGUCAGGAGAGCAUACAUGUGUGCAGUAGUGGAGAGAAUAGCCAGCAGGACAGCGUGUCAGACCCAAGUUCAGGUUGCCCGCUGCAGGAGCUAACUGCGACAGCAGAUAAAACUAGCAGAGGAGCACACGUGGAUAACAGCGUGCACGUGUGCAUUAAGGAGGAAGAAGUUCUCCACCAGGACAGUGACAGGCAGGAAGAAAUUCAGGUAUCCAGAUCCAGUCUGGAAAGAAAACUGCCUGCCGUGCAGAAUAGGGGAGCUGAUUGUGAGCUGGACCAAGGGCAGGAAGUUCUAGACAAAAACUGUGCAAAACUUACUGACGUACCCGCAGGGGACUGCCCAGAUUCCUUCUUGAAAGUAAAAGUUUCACAUAUGUAAGUACACUUUUUUUUUUUUUUCCCCACAGUAACAGUAUUUUUAGGAAAUAACUUGUUACAAUUAUCUUGAUAAAACUUUAAAACUUGAGACAUGAGAGAUGGUGGGAGAGGCUGAUAUAUGUAUAUCAUACACACACUAAUGUGAAAAAGGCAUCUAUUUAACAGGGAUAUCACGGAUAAACAUACUUCGGUUUUGUAGAAUUUUGUAAAUUAUUUAAAGCGCUCUAAGGAAAUAUUUUUUAUAAUGAUUUUUAGGGCUUACAUUACUACAGGAUUCUGUAGUUGCUGUAGAUAAGAUGAUACUGGCUGAUCAUGCUUUAAAUUAUGAGGCCUCUAAUCAUAUAGUGAAAGGAAACCUGAUUGCGCGCAGAACACACUUGGCAAUGUGUUGAGAGAUCCUAGGAGAACACGGCAUUUAAUACGAGUGCUGUGCUUCGGAAGCAGACUAUCUGACAUUUGUUUACAUUCGAGUUGCCUUAGGACAAUCCUUUGUAGUGGUUUUACGCGCGGGUCUCAGCUCUCCCACCCCGAGGACUGUUGGGUGAGCUCGCUGAGCAGGAUUCCAGCGGCGUCGAUGCAGCUGUGGGUGCGGAGAUCCACCCGUGAAGAUCCAAACACGGAUCCAGGUAAACAAAGUGGGUCAGUCUGUCCACACAGCCUGUGUAAGGCAAUCCCAGCAGCCGCUGAAAGUACCUUUUGAAUGCUGGAAACCUCCUGCUAGCAGGUGAUUCAAAGCACAAUUGAAGUGGGGAAGAAAGUGAAGGAGCAUGUCUACUUAGACAACGCGAUUUCUGUGGAUUUCACUACUUUCGUACUCAUGGGCCUGCAAGGCUGGAACCAUUUCCUCGUUGCUCUCGAGUCCAGCUCUGAUGCCCUGCAGUUACCCAGAGGUGGGGUUUGAUUUUUUCCGAAUGAACUUUCUUCGAUCGAGUGCCCUUACUUUCCUUUUUCAAAAGUGGUUUCUGAAAUGUUACAUUUCUGUGAACUUUUUUCAUUUACAAUUUUUGUGCAAUAGAGCAAAAAGCUAGGUUUGCUGUAGGAAGUUCCUAACGUAAACGCCAAGGAUAUUUUCAGCACUGUUCUUUCGUACUGAUAGAGCUCUCUCUGCCUCUCUUUCCAGCACCUGGAAUAAAACAAUUUUUCACUACUGUCUUUUUCUUUGUACUGACUUUAAGUGACAUUGAAGUAGUGCGUUCAUAUCACAAUAAAAGUGUCCCCGCACCGGUUUCACUGAAAAAUCUGAAAGGGGUGAAUUUAAGCUGUUGGUUGGUCAUUUUCAUUUGUGUGUGGUGAAGUCCUUUGAGUAGUUCGUUCUUGCAUCUUGUCCUGUGAAUUGAUUCAAUAUUCUCCAGUCUUCUGCAGACCUUCUCUCAGCCAAACUACCAUUUAGUGUCACUUGGUCUCUUAAUCACUUCAGCAGUCUUCCUGGAGGCUGGCCUUAACGCUGCAAAACGGAGCAAAAGCAGUCAAGAAUGGAUCCAGUAUCACUUAGUAUCCCCAGAGGUGAUUGCAUUUGCAGAAUAUUGGCAGACUGCAGCAUAGCAUAGAGUAGGAAAAGUAACCGUGGCAUGUAGAGGAAUAAAGAACAUCCUUUGUGUGUUUGUACUGUUGUGCAGCUACAUUUUAAACACGUCUGUGGUGGUCACUUGACAUUUCUUACUGUCUGGCCACCUUUUUGUAGUCCUUGGGCUGGUUGGUUGGCUUAAGAGAUCAGUAUGCAUUUCAUUUUUGUGGUAGGAUACCUUGGGAAAGUGUUUUUUACUUAGCUCACGUGCCUGCACUAAGUCUACACGGGCACAUAUUUUUGCCUGCCUUGAAUCAGUUGCAGGAUUUAGGCCUUUUGUUUGGAAUAGGUAAAUAGGCUGGUAUUUUAAAAUAGAAGUUUUCAGAGUACCUUGCUUUAAAAGGAUUAAACUGUGCUUAAUAGAGCUGAUGGAAGCACUGUGUACCGUUUGUAUGAAAUAAGCUGAAUGUUUCUCCUCAAAAGUUUCAGUAAAUCACCAUUUACGAUUUAAAAGGUGUUGUGUGCCCCUGUCAAUGUGUCUGUGUGCUCAGUACUACUCGUGAACUGAUUCACUUCCAGUUAAGAUGCAAUUCCGAUUACCUUGUGCUUUAAAUAAAAAACUAAUUUCAAACAGCACUUUUUAAAAAUUGAUAAACUUGAUUUGUAUAUAGGAAAUGGUGUACAUUGAUACGUUUAUAAUGUUUAAUAAACGGGGUUCUGACCAUGGACCGUGAAACCAGA
Anas platyrhynchos (mallard) is the source of this 6479-nucleotide messenger RNA. The record is from RefSeq and is a predicted model, not a curated record. NCBI's taxonomy places the organism in Eukaryota, Metazoa, Chordata, Aves, Anseriformes, Anatidae.